UUGGGCGUUUUGCCUGGCGCGCGGCGCUCAGUUGCUUCCAGUUACUGCGCGUGGCCGAAACGGAAUCAGCCCCAAAAUGAGCUGCGGCACAAAGACCCUGAAGAUAUCCUCCUUCGUGUUGGACUUUAUUUGCUGUGUGCUGGCGGCCCUGACCAUUGCAGCAUGCGCCUACGCCUUGAUUGCCUUCAGCCACAGCAUGGCCAUUCGUGUGCCCUGCAUUGUGGCCAUAGUCCUCGGGUCUCUGCUCUUCGGCAGCACCAUCUUCGGCUGUGUGGCGGCACUUAAGGAGAGCAUUCGUCUCACGUGGAUUUACGCGGCGAUUCUGAUGGCUCUGGUAUUCGGACAGAUCACCGUUAUAUUCGCGCAGCCCAUUAACUUUGAGCUGCUGGCUAAUGAGACCAUCCACAGUGCCUGGCAGGGCGAGCUGUAUCGCCAGGGCGGCAUGUCCUAUUAUGAAAUUAAGUACCACUGCUGCGGCAUGAGUGGACCCUCGAACUAUCCGGACAGCGGACAGCGCAUACCGCAGAGCUGCUACUUCAACCAGAACACAACCGUCACCACAGAUCUCUACACCGUGGGCUGCGAUCGACAGCUGGCUGCGGCCUUUGCCAAGGGCACUCGCUGGGAGCGCAUCGGCGAUUGGUCAGUUGUCGGUGUGGAGAUGCUUACCGUAAUCGUGGCUGGUCUGCUGGCCAUAACCUUACAGAAUGCCGAGCGUCGACGUCCAUAUCGUUAGAUGCUCAGCCUGAAGCCAUCUGUAAACAGUAUUAGCAGCUGUACAAAUAUGUUUAGUUAAUAUGUUUAGUGCCAAAAACGUUUAAAAGAUUCGAAAUUGUAACUUUAUAUUUUAAUUGA
Molecule: messenger RNA, 855 nt
Organism: Drosophila subobscura
Lineage: Eukaryota; Metazoa; Arthropoda; Insecta; Diptera; Drosophilidae
Product: protein late bloomer
Exons: 5
Coding region: 77-736 (219 amino acids)
Cellular component (GO): membrane
Source: RefSeq, a predicted model, not a curated record